Drosophila navojoa is the source of this 5095-nucleotide messenger RNA. RefSeq names its product golgin subfamily A member Golgin-245 (gene Golgin245). Gene Ontology annotation, biological process: Golgi vesicle transport. Gene Ontology annotation, molecular function: small GTPase binding. Gene Ontology annotation, cellular component: Golgi apparatus. NCBI's taxonomy places the organism in Eukaryota, Metazoa, Arthropoda, Insecta, Diptera, Drosophilidae. The record is from RefSeq and is a predicted model, not a curated record.
AAAUACCAAAUGAAGCAGUAUCUUAUAUAUGGUCACACUAGAAGGAGCGUUGCCACAUCGCGUUAGCUAUAACAGAGUGGCAAUUGGAGCGAGAACUGCAGACACGUAUUUAUUUAUAUUAGAUGUUUUUUUAUAUAAAUUCAAUUGUGCCUAAAUUAAGUAGUCAACGCAGUAAAGAACAAGUGCAGCAGGUGCCACACAAUGUUUGCCAAUCUGAAAAAUAAACUCAUCGAGGAGGUGAAAGCGUCGCCGUCCAAAUUCCAACAAUUUGCAAAUGCAGCCCAGGCCGCCGUGAGCUCAUCGUCCAGCACAACAACACCAAGCUCAGAGAAUACCGAUACCGGUACUAAUGAGAAUUUCUUCAGCAUCACGGAAGAGGACACGCCUCAAAACUCACCCUAUCGCAUACAGAAGCUGCCGCGCGGUGGCCGUGCAUCGACGCAGUCACUGAAUGGCAUGGGCAGCGGCGCAAUUCCGCGCACUCGGAAGCUCUCCAACUCGUCCAUGGCCAGCGAUGUAUCGUUCCGUUUGCCCACAUAUGACGCGCCAGCGACGUACCACUUGCAGUCCGAUUUGGAUGAGACUAGCAGCGAGUUCGAUGACUCCGCCUCGACAGCACGUCUGGAUGUUAUCACCAAGGAUCAGCUGUACGAUGCAUAUAAGAAGUCGCUUGAUCGUUAUCACAAAUAUCGUUGCCGGUACACGGACUUGGCCAAAAAGUACAAGGAACUGGAGCGGGACAGCAGCAAGGCGCGGGCAGUGCUUGUUGAGACGCAGGACAAGGCGCUGCGUCGCAUAAGCGAGCUACGUGAACAAUGUACACUGGAACAGCAGGCCAAGGCGCACUUGGAGGAGGCGCUGCGCAUCGAAAUGGACGACAUGACCUGCAAGAUGCAAGCCUACCAGACCAAGUUGAAGCUGUUAGGCGAGAAUCCGGAUAACGUUACAGCUGCACUGGAACGUGGUCAGGCAGACGCAGCUGACAAGCUGAUCGAUCUGGAAGAGCCAAUAAUAAAGCCAGUGACGGCGCCUACGUCUAAUGGCAAUCAGCCGCCGCAGGAAUUAAACGACGAGCUGGCGAAACUACAAAAGUUGCUGGCAGAGCAUGAGACUCAGUUGAAGCAGCUGACCAAAAAUAAUGAGGAUGCCAACAAUACAAUUGUUGCGCUGCGCAAACAGGAAGAGGAAAAUGUACUGCUGCUGGCGCAGACUAAACAAGCUAUACACACAGAGCUGGAGCAUAAGGAAACCCAGGUGCGCCAGCUGCAGGACACGGUAAAGCAACUGGAGACUGAGUUGGAAAUCGCCAAUGGCCGGGAAACACAGUCGGGUGACAUCAAGGAGCAGCUGAAGAAAUUACAAAGCGCAAAACAGGAAGUAGAGGCUAAACUUAUUGCAUCGGAGCAUGUUCUGAGCACACUAAGAGGUGAACACGCGGAAAAGGAGCAACAGUUGGCAGCUCAGCAAAAGAAAAUUGCGUCCGAGUUGGAGCACAAGGAGAAGGAGGUACAACAGCUGCAGGACAAGCUAAAGCAGCAACAAGCUGAGCUCGAGCAGGCAAAGAGUGGCAAGAUCGAGGCAAAUGACCUAAAGGAACAACUGCAGGCGCUACAAAAUGCCAAACAGGAAGCUGAAGCAAAACUUGCUGCAACCGAACAACAAUUGAAUUCACUGAAAACGGAACUCACAGAAGGGAAUCAACAAGUGUUGGCGCAGUUGGAAAAAACCAAAUCUGCACUAGAGCAAAAAGUAGACCUAGUGCAACAGCUGAAUGAAAAAGUUAAGCAGCAGGAAAUCGAACUGGAGCUGGCCAACAGUCGGAGCACUCAAGCCGGCGAUGUGAAAGAGCAAUUAAUGCAGUUGCAAAAUGCCAAACAAGAAGCGGAGGCCCAGCUACUCAUAGCGGAGCAGGAGUUGAACAAACUGAGGUUGGAGCACACGGAAAAGGAGCAACAGAGCGCCGAGCAGCAAAAGCAGUUGCAGUCCCAACUGGAGCACAAUCAAAAUGAGCUACAGCAAUUGCAGGAGAAGCUGGCAAAACUGGAAACUGAACUGGAAUUGUCCAAGUCGCAUGUGACUGAAGCGGGAGACCUGAAGGAACAGCUGCAGAAUGCCAAACAAGAAGCAGAUGCCAAGGCGUCGGCACUGGAGGAACAACUAAGCAUACUGAGAAACGAGAAUGCGGAGAAGGCACAAAAAGUGGCUGCACUGGAAGAGGAACUCCGCAGGCUGAAGCUGGAGAGCGAUCAGAGUUUGCAGGAUUUGCGUUUGCAUAACAAGCAGCUAAACGAAAUUGUGCAGCGCAACCAGCAAAACGAAUUAACGUUGACAGAGGUGCAGAGCCAGCUGGAGGACGCCAGAGUGCGGCUGGUGGAGCAAGAGCAGCGUGUGCUUGAGACCGAAAAGAGUCUCGAAGUGGAACGGGAAACGGUAGCCGCCUUAAGCGUGGAGAAAUCCGCUGCCGAAGAGCAAACGCGCAAACUGCAACGUGAGCUGCAAGUGCUGAGCGAACAAUAUGCCAGCAGCAGCAAUAGCGAAUCGGAGGCGAUGGCGUCGUUGAGGCUGCAGAUCGAAGCACUCAAUGAAGAGCUGAGCAAAGCCCAAUCCAGCACACAGGCCAAAGACAAGGAGCUCAAGGCGAGCGGCAACAAACUGAACAAGCUGAAAAAGCAAUACGAGCAGCUUCAGGCAAAGCACAGCGAGCAGGCAGCCAGCCUGGAGCAGCUUAAAGCCGAGUUGACCGGAGUUGAGGAGCUGCGCAGAGAGAAGCAGGAGUUGCAGGAACGCGUCACUGUAAUACUCGAGGAGAUAACAACGAUGCAAACGCACCUGCAGGAAGUGCAAAGUGCGCAGACACAGCUGCAGGCCGAAAAACAACAGCUGGAGUCACACAUUGAGGACUUGCAGCAGCAGCAACUGGAGCACAAUGCCAAGGGUGAGCAGUCGACGGCCCGACUCGUUGAGAUUGAGCGCGAGAACAGCAAAUUGGCCGAGCACAACUGUCUGCUGCAGGAGCAGAACAAUCACUUGCAGAAGCAGCAGGAGGAGCUCACCAGGCUGCAGACCAAACUGCAACAAGUGCUCGACGAGCACUCGAAGCUGCAAAAUGCUCAAGAGAUUAUGGAGCACGAUCACCGCACGCUGCAGGACAAAUGUGAUGCGUUCGAAAAGGAAAAUCUGCUAGCGAAAGAUGAGAUCAACAGCUUGCAGCAGACCAAGUCCGCCCUGGAAUCGCAGCGCAGCACUUUGCAGCUGGACUUGGAGCAGGCGCAGCAGCAGCUUUCAGAGGUGCGCGAACGGCAGCGAGAACUCAAACAGCAGCUGGAAGAGCAGACAGAGCGUUGCUCCGAGCUGGAGGGCAGCAAAGAGCAGCUGGUGACACUGCAGGAAACCAUUCACAAUUUACGCGAGCAACUGGAGGCGUCCAAGGAGCGAGAACAGGCGAUGCUAGAAAAGGCUCAAGCCACAAGCGUAGCUCAUGCAACACAGCUGGAAACGUUGGAGGCGCGCUGGAGUGCCGCCAAUGCGGAUGUUCAUCGCUUGCUCGAAGCGAACGAAACGCUCCAGAAGGAAAUUGAGACUUUGAAGAGCACGACGCUUUUGAAAUCCGAAUUCGAGCAACUUGAAAUCGAGAACGAAUACCUAAACAAGCACACCAAGCAGCUGGAGAAGGAACUCGCUACGGCACUGACUUCCCAUGGCGACAGCGGAGAGAAACUGAAGUCGCUGCAGUGUGAGUUGUACGUGCUGCAGGAGCAGGUUGAACAGCAUGCCAGCCAGCUGGCCGAGAAGGACUCAGAGGUCGCCGCUGCCAAGGCGGAGGCAGUGCAGCUAAAGUCGUCACUGGAGGAGCAGACUCUAGAGCUGACGCGUCAGACUGAGCACGCCAAGUUCGUUAGCGAGCAGAACGAUACGGUGCAAAAGGAACUGUUGCAUGCACAACAACAGCUGCAGGAACGCCAGACGGAGCUGUCCAAGGCGCAGGAGCAUUGCCUCAGUCUCGAAGAGCAACUGAACAAGCUAAAGAGUGAACAGGAGCAGGCACCAGCCGCACUGCCAAACGAUUCUGAGAAUCUGCGCAGCCUAAACGAACAACUGCAGCGGGAACUGGAAGAUCUAAAGCACAAAACAAAUGGGGAGCAGACAAAUCUCCAGCAGGAAAUCGAAGAGCUGCAAGCCAACAAUGAGGAAAUGACUGAACGCAUCAUGGAACUGGAAAAGCUGCGCGCCGGCAUUCAGGCCCAGCAGCUGCUGGCCAGCCUGGCACCCAAGAGCGCGCAGCAGGCGGCUGCCAUCGAUGAGAAGGCACAGCUGGAGGCAAAGCUGAAAGAAAUCAUGAACGAAGUGCAGGACGUGACCAAUCGGAAUCUGUUCCUCGAACAAAAAUGCGAAAACUUCCUCAUACUGGAGCAGUCCAAUGAGCGUCUGAAGCUGCAAAACGCCAAAUUGUCGCGUCAACUGGAUGAAACAUUGGUAUCCAUGCAGCACAGUGAUAGCGUGCCAGCUAACACGGAGUUCGAGUAUCUGCGCAAUAUAAUGUUCCAGUAUUUAACCGGCAAUACGAAUAACGAGACUCUGGUAAAAGUCAUAUCGGCAGUGCUGAAAUUUUCGCCACAGCAGGCACAGGUUGCCCUGGAGAAGGAGCAUCAGCGACGCUCAUUACUUAACAAACUGAUCUAGCAAGAGUUGUUGGCAACCUACGGCAGCAGCGACUGGUGGCAGCCUUGCAAUGAAACGCUUUUAGACUACAAACUGAAGCUGAACGUUUAGCCCAAGUUCACAAGUACCUUACCACAACUUAGUCACAAGUUGUUGCUCUAACUGCUGCUUAAAGGCUUUUCGACUUGGAGGCGGCGUAGUUAAUAAAUAAUACUUACCUAUGUAUUGUGUGUAUCAUCUCCCUCUGCUUGUUGUACAGUCAUGAAACUCUGAUCGAAACAAACACUCUAUUGUACAUUUAAAAUUAUGCUAAUCCUUAUGUUGCUCGAUUGACAUAACACACACACACACUCCACGCUUCUCUGACUUAACGUGCAAUCAUUUUCAACAUUUAAUGUGUAUUCCUUUCCAAUUCAAGUUCAUUUUAGUUCUAAGU